GCCGACGAGGGCAAUGAGGAAGGGGAGAAGGAGGAGGAGGAGGAGGAGGAGGAGGAGGAGCGGGACGAAUGCGACGAGGGCUCGAUAGAUUCGUUACCUGGGUAGGAGAGGAAGAGGACGUGGACGACGAGGGCGAUGAGGAAGGGGAGGAGUACGACCUGGAGGAGGAGGGCGACAAGGGCAACAAGGAAGGGAAGGAGGAGGAGGAGGGCGACGAGGGUGACGAGGAAGGGGAGGAGGAGGAGGAGGAGGAGGAGAGCCACGAGGAAGGGGAGGAGGAGAAGGGCGACGAGGGCGACAAGGGCGACGAGGAAAGAGAGGAGGAGGAGGAGCAGGAGGAGGAGAAGGAGGACGACGACGAGAGGAGGAGGAGGAGAAGGACGAGUGGGAGAAGAGGAGAAGCAUACAGAGGAGGCAGUAAGGAGGAUGAAAGGGAGGUCGAGGCCGAUGAUACUCACCGGGCGAUGGCGGCAACUCCUCCCUCACAAGGCAGCACGACAGAACGACAGCACUUCAGCAUGGGGCGGCACUUGAGAAUGGCGGCAGCUCCUUGAAAUGGCAACAACACUCCUCGCUGGAAUGGCAGUGGCCGACCAGAAAUAUACCCAACAGGCCCAGCCAAGCCCACC
Molecule: messenger RNA, 629 nt
Organism: Chara braunii
Lineage: Eukaryota; Viridiplantae; Streptophyta; Charophyceae; Charales; Characeae
Source: the annotation of a GenBank genome assembly